AUGAAGGGUUUUGAGUGCUUUGCCAGAUCAUGCGAAAGCUGGACUCGGUGGUUUAAUCGGGACCAUCCUGGAACGACUGGUGACUGGGAGGUUCUUUCCCAUCUCCGUCCGGAGAACCCAGGGCAGAUCUGCCGCUCACCGACCGACAUCCAGGCCCGCGUCAUCUCUACCGGGCAGGACGCGUUUCUAACGGGAGAAGUCUUCGCGUCCUUUGACGUCACAACCGGAUUCGUCUGCAGGAUGAGAGAUCAGCCCGACGGCACCUGUCUCGACUAUGAAGUUCGCUUCUGCUGCCCUAUUCCAGACUGCCCUGGCGGGUCCUGGACGACAUGGUUCGACCGUGAUAAUCCUGGUGGCGUCGGUGACUGGGAAGCGCUGGUCCAUCUUCGCCCUGAAAACCCUGGCCAGAUCUGUUCCAACCCUACAGCCGUGCAUGCGCGCGUCAUCAGCACACAAGUGGAGGCGUCGCUGACAGGGCAGGUUAUCCACUGGUACGACACGACAAACGGCUUCGCCUGCGUAAACAGGCAACAGAACGAUGGCGACAGAUGCCUAGAGUAUGAAGUUCGUUUCUGCUGCCCUCCAUGUACAAACUGGACACCCUGGUUUGAUCGGGACAAUCCAGGAGGAGGUGGUGACUGGGAGGUUCUUUCCCAUCUCCGUCCGGAGAACCCAGGGCAGAUCUGCCGCGCACCGACCGACAUCCAGGCCCGCGUCAUCUCUACCGGUCAGGACGCGUUUCAAACUGGAGAAGUCUUCGCGUUCUAUGACGUCACAUCCGGGUUCGCCUGCAGGGCGAAAGAUCAGCCCGACAGUAUCUGUCUUGACUAUGAAGUUCGCUUCUGCUGCCCUCUUCCAGACUGCCCUGACGGGUCCUGGACGCCAUGGUUCGACCGUGAUAAUCCUUCUGCCACCGGUGACUGGGAAGCGCUGGUCCAUCUCCGCCCUGAAAACCCUGGCCAGAUCUGUUUCAACCCUACAGCCGUGCACGCGCGCGUCAUCAGCACACAAGUGGAGGCGUCGCUGACAGGGCAGGUUAUCCACUGGUACGACACGACAAACGGCUUCGCCUGCGUAAACAGGCAACAGAACGAUGGCGAGAUGUGCCUGGAGUAUGAAGUUCGUUUCUGUUGCCCUCCAUGCACAAAUUGGACACCCUGGUUUGAUCGGGACAACCCUGGAACGACUGGUGACUGGGAGGUUCUUUCCCAUCUCCGUCCGGAGAACCCAGGGCAGAUCUGCCGCUCACCGACCGACAUCCAGGCCCGCGUCAUCGCUACCGGGCAGGACGCAUUUCAAACGGGAGAAGUCUUUGCGUUCUAUGACGUCACAACCGGGUUCGUGUGCAGGAUGAAAGAUCAGCCCGACGGCAAGUGUCUCGACUAUGAAGUUCGCUUCUGCUGCCCUCGUAAGUACCAUGUAAUUGUUUGUGAUCAGAUCUAG
Branchiostoma floridae (Florida lancelet) is the source of this 1443-nucleotide messenger RNA. RefSeq names its product mucin-5AC-like. The transcript has 6 exons. The record is from RefSeq and is a predicted model, not a curated record. NCBI's taxonomy places the organism in Eukaryota, Metazoa, Chordata, Leptocardii, Amphioxiformes, Branchiostomatidae. Bases 1 to 1443 code for a protein of 480 amino acids.